AUGGGGCGCCCCAACAACCCGGCGCCGGGAAUGCGGCUGCUCAGGCCGCCAACAGUAAUUGGUCAGUUCCACACACUUUUCUUUGGCUCAGUUCGAAUGUUUUUCCUUGGCGUUUUGGGCUUUGCAGUUUAUGGAAAUGAGGCCUUGCACUUCAGCUGUGAUCCAGAUAAGAGAGAGCUUAAUCUCUUCUGUUACAAUCAGUUCAGGCCAAUUACUCCUCAGGUAUUCUGGGCAUUACAGCUAGUGACCGUACUGGUACCUGGAGCAGUGUUUCAUCUUUAUGCAGCAUGUAAAACCAUCAAUCAGGAAGAUAUCCUCCAAAAGCCUAUCUACACUAUUUUUUAUAUCCUCACCGUUUUGUUAAGGGUUGUCCUUGAAGUUGUGUCUUUUUGGCUUCAGAGUCACCUCUUUGGUUUCCAGGUGAACCCAGUCUACCGGUGUGAUGCAGGAGCCCUCAAUAAAAAGUUUAAUAUUACCCGUUGCUUGGUGCCAGAACACUUUGAAAAGACAAUUUUCCUCAUUGCUAUGUACACAUUUACUGUGAUUACAUUGGUGUUGUGUGUUGCUGAGAUUUUUGAGAUUUUAUGUAGGAGGCUGGGUUUCUUAAACAAUCAGUGA
Alligator sinensis (Chinese alligator) is the source of this 618-nucleotide messenger RNA. RefSeq names its product gap junction protein epsilon 1 (gene GJE1). Bases 1 to 618 code for a protein of 205 amino acids. Gene Ontology annotation, biological process: cell communication. The transcript is spliced from 3 exons. Gene Ontology annotation, cellular component: connexin complex. The record is from RefSeq and is a predicted model, not a curated record. NCBI's taxonomy places the organism in Eukaryota, Metazoa, Chordata, Crocodylia, Alligatoridae.